GGAGCACGUAGCGCAUGGCGGGGCCGCGAAGGGCGGCGCGACCUUCGGGCCGUGACGUCGUCGCGCCGCGAUGUGGGCGCCGCUGCCCUCACUGCAAAUGGCGGCGGGCGCCGGAAGCGGAAGUGCGGCGGGGCGGGGCGGCACGUGGAGCCGGGGCGAGCAUGGCGCGGUGCGGGAGGUUGCGGGCGGGUACCGCGGCUAAACUGCGGCGGUGGCGGAAGGGACACAGCAGCGACUGCAACCCCGAGACCCGGCGGCACCGGCUGGCCGCACGAAGUCGUUUUUACAGCCGACCUGCCGAGAAAAGCAAUCUGACGGUGGAUGCGGUGAAACUGCACAAUGAGCUGCAGUCAGGAUCCCUGCGUGUGGAGCGGCCAAGCGGCAGCUCUCAGUUGCCCAUGGAGGAGGGUGACACCGGCGAGGCCGCCACCGAGAGGUCCUCUGGCACCUUCCUGAGCGGGCUGAGUGACUGCACCAACGUUACCUUCAGCAAGGUGCAGCGCUUCUGGGAGUCCAACUCUGCCGCGCACAAAGAGAUCUGUGCUGUGCUGGCAGCUGUGACAGAUGUGAUCCGCUCACAGGGAGGCAAAGAGACUGAGACUGAGUACUUCGCUGCACUGAUGACCACACUGGAGGCGGUGGAUUCCCCUGAGUCGGUGGCUGCCGUUGCCUACUUGCUAAACCUUGUCUUGAAGCGAGUCCCAAGCCCAGUACUCAUAAAGAAGUUCUCAGAUGCCUCCAAAGCCUUCAUGAGCAUCAUAUCUUCACAGGUCUGCAGUGGCUCCACCUCUGCACUGCGAUGGGUCCUCUCCUGCCUGGCCACACUGCUGCGGAAACAGGACUUGGCAGCCUGGAGCUACCCUGUCACCCUCCAGGUCUACCACGGCUUGCUGAGCUUCUGCAUUCACACCAAACCCAAGGUUCGGAAAGCAGCUCAGCACGGUGUGUGCUCCGUCCUGAGGGGGAGCGAGUUCAUGUUUGGAGAUGAGGCUCCCGAGCACCAUCCUGCAGCACCCUCCAGUGCCAAGUUCUGCGUGCAGGAGAUUGAAAAAGCUGGAGGUACCAAGGAGGCCACCACCACACUGCACGUGCUGGCCCUCCUGCGGGACCUGCUGCCCUGCUUCCCUGCGGCUGUGCUGAAGACAUGCUGCGAGACCCUGCUCAGAGUCAUGACCCUCAGCCAUGUGCUAGUGACAGCGUGUGCCAUGCAGGCCUUUCACAGCCUGUUCAGUGCCCAGCCCAGCAUGUCCUGCCUGCCAGCCGAGCUCAAUGCCCAGAUCAUCACUGCACUAUAUGAUUACGUGCCCAGUGCCAGCGACCUGCAGCCACUGCUCACUUGGCUGGCCACCAUGGAGAAGGCACACAUCAACCUGGGCAGACUGCAGAAAGACCUGUGCUGGGCUCACCUGCCCCGUCUGUUCUCGGCCACCGUGAAUUGCUUCCUGUCCCCACACUCGCAGGUGGUGGCAGCUGCAGCACAGACCCUUGAGACCCUCCUGAGCGAAUGCAUUGCUCCCCACAUGGAGGGACUUGGCAAUGUCUCUGCGUCCGCUCCAGCCCCUGGCUCCUACCUGUGCAAGAUGUUCAGAUCAGUGGAGGAAGGCCUGACAUACCGUUUCCAUGCUGCAUGGGACGCUGUGCUGCAAGUGCUGGAGGUUUUCUUCGAGGUGUGUGGGAAGCAAUGCCAUUCCAUCAUGAGGAAGUGCCUGCAGUCCCUGUGUGACCUGCGCCUUUCUCCGCACUUCCCCUACACUACUGAGGUGGACCAGGCGGUGGGGGCUGCCAUAGGUGCCAUGGGCCCUGAGGUGCUGCUGGAAGCUGUGCCCCUGCAGAUCGACGGCAAGGAGGAGGCUCUGGAUUUCCCCCGCAGCUGGCUGCUGCCUGUGCUGCGGGACUAUGUGCAGGGUGCACGGCUUGGCUUCUUCACCAGCUACUUCCUGCCCUUGGCAGCCACUCUGAAGAGCAGAGCCCUGGAGUUUGCCCAGGCUGGGAAGAGCCUGGAGUCCAAGAUCUAUGACACACUGCAGUGGCAGGUCUGGACUCUGCUGCCUGGCUUCUGCACCCGCCCCACAGACGUGGUGGAGGCUUUCAAGGGGCUGGCACGGACCCUGGGCAUGGCCAUCAGUGAGCGCCCGGACCUCCGCCCCACCGUGUGCCAGGCCCUACGCACCCUCAUCCAUCACGGCUGCGGAACAGAUGCAGAGCGAGCAGAAGUGGGUCGCUUUGCCAAAAAUUUCCUGCCCAUCCUAUUCAAUGUGUAUAGCCAACCUGAGGAGGAUGGGGGCAGCAGUGGGCAGCGCCGCUCUGUGCUGGACACUGUGCGUGCUUACCUGACCAUCACGGACCCACAGAUGGUGUGUGGGUUCCUGCAGAAAGCCAGCGAGAAGCUGACCAGUUCUGAGAGCUCGGAGUUUGCCAGGCUCUCCAUCCUGGACCUGGUGGUGGCAAUGUCUCCCUAUGCCGACGAGCAAGCCCUGGGUUCCCUGUACCGGACAAUCCAGCCUUCCCUGCAGAGCAAGGAACACAGCAUGCAGAAAAAGGCAUACCGUGUGCUGGAGGAAGUGUGUGCUGCCUCGCAUGCCCCCUGCCAAGCCUUUGUCCACUCACACCUGGAAGAGCUGCAGGCAGUGCUGCUGGAUUCGCUAAAGAGCGCAGCGUCCCCAGCCAAGAGACCCCGGCUGAAGUGUCUGUUCCACAUUGUGAAGCAGCUCUCAGCCAAGCAUGAGCCUUUUGUCACCGCCCUGAUCCCAGAGGUCAUCCUGUGCACCAAGGAGGUGUCGGUGGGAGCCCGCAAGAGUGCCUUCAUGCUGCUGGCAGAGAUGGGGCUUGCCUUCAUCCGCUUCGGGCCCACUCCCCAAGAGGCUAUGGAGCGGUUCCUGUUCUUGGUCUGCGCGGGGCUGACGGGCUCAGUUACCAUGAUCAGCUGCACGGUGCUGGCACUCACAUGCCUGUUCUUUGAGUUCAAAGAUCACAUGGAGCAGAGCGUGGUGGAGCAGCUGCUGCAGAACAUCUGUCUGUUGCUGGGCUCUCGCACACGUGACGUGGUGAAGGCAGCCCUGGGCUUCCUCAAGGUCGUGCUGCUGCUGGUUGACACCACACUGCUGGCCAAGCACGUCCAGACCAUGCUGGAGGCCAUAGGCAGCCUUUCAGAUGACAUGAGGCGCCACUUCCGCAUGAAGCUGAGAAACCUCUUCACCAAAUUUAUCCGCAAAUUUGGCUUCGAGCUGGUGCAGGGGCUGCUGCCAGCUGAGUUCCACAAGGUUCUGGUGAACAUCCGCAAGGCCGAAGCCCGCAGCCGUAAGCAGCGUGCCCUGAGGCAAGCAGCUGCAGAGACGGAGGAGGAGGAGGCACCGGCUCAGCCCAGAGGAGACAGCAUGGAGGAGAUCUUGGCAGACUCAGAUGAGGAAGAGGAGGAAGAGGAGGAACAGCGGCGGGGCAAGGUGCGGAAGAAGCAGGCACGGCAGAAGGGCCAGGCAUGGCUGAAAGAAGGGGAAGAGGACGAGCCUCUCAACUUCCUGGACCCCAAUGUGUCCCAGCGAGUGCUGGCCACCGAGCCAGGUUUGAAGAGGUCCAGAGGAGUGAAGCAUGACUUCCAGGUGUCUGAGGAUGGGCGCCUGAUCAUCCACGAUGAGGAGGAGGAGGCGGACAAUGAUGAAGCCAAAGGAGCAGACGAGGAGAUGGCAGAUGUGCUGCAAGAAGUGGGCCUUCGCAGUAAGAAAAGCCAGAAGCGUCGGUUCAGAGAGGAGCCAGAUGAUGAUGAACCCGAGACUGGGACCUACUCUCAGUACAGAGCUGGAGGCUCUGGGAUCCACCGGCCACUGGACAAGAAGCCAGCCUUUGGUGCAGAGUACAGAUCCAAGAAAGGCAAAGGUGAUGUGAAGAAGAAGGGCCAGCUCGACCCCUAUGCCUACAUCCCCCUGAACAGAGCUAAACUCAACAAAAGGAAGCAGGCAAAAAUGCAGGGCCAGUUCAAGGGCCUGAUGAAGGGUGCCCAGCGCGGGGCCAAGGCUGGCCGCAAGAACCGGCCGAAGGACCGUCGCCCUUGAGGAGCUGUGGAUGCUCUGUGUGCCUGCCUGAGGACUGGUGAUAACUUGAGGCAUGCAGGCACUGAGGGACAGGGACUUUGUGAGUGCAGGCUCCCGAGGAAGCUACCCCUGUAGACUUCUGGCCCAAGCCCUGUCCUCCUGUGCCUAAAAGAAGGUGCUGGGGUGACUGCUGCAGGUGUGCACGCGUGUGUGUGAGAGAGAGAAUACAUAACAUGUAGUGAGCUCUAUAUUGACAAAUACCUCCUGUUAAUAUCCAGCCUGGAGUCCUCCUUUCUUUCCUACAAACACCACACACAGCAUGUCCCCUGUGGUGCAGCAGGUCCUGGGAUGGAGGGGCUGGAGCAGGAGCCCUCUGUGCUGUCUGUCGUGUGGCUGUCACUGGUUCCGCAUCUGCUUUACCCAUCUCAGUCAUGGCUAACUGCAAGGCAGGAAGAGUUGCUGCAAUGUUUUUUCUAAUUAGCUGAAAAACUGCUGCUGCUAACCUUUCUGUCUGGGCUUUUCUCUUACCUGGGAGAGCUGAGACGAGGCCUUUGCUCUGACCACCUCCCAGCAGCACAAGUAAUCCUGCAUCUUUAACUGCCCAGGUGUAGGAUGAACAGCUGUUUUCACCCAGUUACUUCUGCUCUGAGCCCAAAAGAUGGUGUUUGGCCAAAGCACGCUGAAGAAAAGAAUGGAGCUGAGGGCAGCAAAUAGAGGAUACUGGUCCCGUGGCUCACAUUGCAAAGGGCAUGUAUUUGUGAACAUAUCUUCCUUCCUCUUUUGUAUUAAAAAGCCUUUAGUCCUUUGUCAUUUCCUAUCAUGGUAGCUUACAUGCUGGAAUUGCAACGCUUUUCAGUCUCCUAAUAAGCUAAACGGAUUGUGCUUGUUCAGCCUCUUACUGCAGGCUGCUUUCUGUAGGCUGCAAAUCCAGUUUGUGGCUUUCUUCUCUGCUUCUUUUUGUUUGGUUGUUUUCUUUUUUUUUUCCAAGAUCCCUUUAAAAGCCUGGGGGUAAGGAGGAGCUGUUGUACUGGAUUGCUGCGCCUUGGCUGGAGAACUGUCCCCAUCCUACACUCUCUAGGACUCUCUCUUGGACCUCUGAGCCACGGAGGUGCCCAAGUGCUGCUUCUCUGAUCCUGCCAGAAGGCAGCCUGCAGCCUUGUCUCACAGGACAGGCAGCUCCAGCAGUACCUCCUGCCUAUGUUCAGCCAGCAGGAGCCAGGUGGCAGCAGCUAAAGCCCCAUUGCCGGGCCCUGAUGCCCUUCAUCCCCUGAGGGCAGGACACAGAAAAAGUGUGAUCGCUUUCCAAGUGAGCCAACACCUGUAACCUGCAUCUGUGGGCCCAUCAGAGCUAUGUAUCUUUAUGUUUUUUCUUCUCUCCUUGGAGACAAGGCCUGGAGAAGGUUGUUGCUGAUUCAUUUAAAAGCUCCAGAUUACUCUC
Molecule: messenger RNA, 5463 nt
Organism: Numida meleagris (helmeted guineafowl)
Lineage: Eukaryota; Metazoa; Chordata; Aves; Galliformes; Numididae
Gene: RRP12
Product: ribosomal RNA processing 12 homolog
Exons: 34
Coding region: 15-4046 (1343 amino acids)
Source: RefSeq, a predicted model, not a curated record